GGCUCAUAAAUCUUGUCACCGGCGAAAAACCUUGAUUGCCGGAUUUAAGGAUUUCGAAGAGGGAUCUGGAGCUUUAUUCUCGAAAAAGAAAUGGCAGAAGUCAAGAACAAGGUUUGCCUGAUAGUCAUCGACGGCUGGGGGAUUUGUGAGAAGAAGGAAGGUAAUGCAAUUUACCAUGGAGAAACUCCAGUAAUGGAUGCAUUUGCUGAGGGGAAAGGCUGUGCGUACACAUCUCUUGAUGCAUCCGGUCUCUCUGUCGGACUGCCUGCUGGGCUUAUGGGAAAUAGCGAGGUCGGCCAUCUCAACAUUGGUGCAGGGAGAGUUGUCUAUCAGGAUAUUGUUAGAAUCAACAUGACAUCAGAAGGUCACACGUUCCAUGAGAAUGAGACUCUUUCUGCUGCUGCUGAGAGGGCCAAGAAGGGAAAUGGCCGUUUCCAUCUACUCGGUUUGAUCAGUGAUGGUGGCGUCCACUCCCAUAUCAACCACCUAUUUAGUAUGGUAGAGGCCUUGAAGAAACUUGGUGUUCCCAAGACAUUUGUACAGUUUUUCUCCGAUGGGAGGGACACACGCCCCACUAGUGGAGUUACUUAUGUACAGCAAGUGAUUGACAAGCUAAAGGAACUCAACUAUGGCUCCUUGGCCGCUAUAAUGGGGCGCUAUUAUGCUAUGGACAGGGACAAGAGAUGGGAGAGAGUAAAGAUUGCUUAUGAGGCCUUAGUCCAAGGCAAAGGGGAACAUACAACACUGGAUAAUGUCAUAAGUCUCAUAAAAAGUCGCUAUGAAGCAGAAGGCGAGAAGCAUGAAACAGAUGAGUUUCUUAAACCAAUCAUUAUUGACAAAGAAGGGCAAAUUAAAGAUGGUGACACCAUUUGUUUCUUUGAUUUCCGUGCUGACCGAAUGAGGCAGAUCAAUGAAGCCAUUGGAGUCAAACCCCCGUUUGAAACUGAUGUCAUCCCCAAAGAUCUGUACCAUAUUACCAUGACCCAGUACAAGAAGGAGUUUCCAUUCCCCUGCUUGUUCCCUCCUGUAGUACCCAAGAAUGUGCUAGCUGAAUGGCUUGAUGUCCAAAAGGUUCCUCAAUAUCACUGCGCAGAGACGGAGAAGUAUGCCCAUGUGACGUUUUUCUUCAAUGGUGGUGUUGAAAAGAAGUUUGAUCUUGAGGACAGAAUGUUGGUCCCUUCACCCAAAGUACCAACGUAUGACUUGCUCCCUCCAAUGAGCUCACAGGGGGUGGCUGAUGAGAUGUGCAAGGCCAUCGAGAGUGGAAAGUACCCAUUUGUGAUGUGUAACUUUGCGCCCCCUGACAUGGUUGGACACACUGGCAAAUACGAUGCAGCAGUGAUAGCUUGCACAGCCACAGAUAAAGCCAUUGGCCAGAUCUACCAGACUUGCCAGAAACAGAACUACACCCUGAUGGUGACAUCCGACCAUGGAAACGCUGAGCAGAUGAUUAGCGAACAAGGAGGACCACACACGGCACAUACAACAAACAGAGUCCCAUACAUCAUGACGGGAGGUCACAAGUUUCGACAAUUUACCCACAAUGCAGCUCUAUGUGAUGUCGGACCAACUGUCCUAGAUGUGAUGGGCCUGGAGUGCCCCAAGGAGAUGACUGGGACCUCUCUGCUGCAAAAGUGAGCCCACAGGCGUGGCUGUAACAGCAGACCUCCGAAAAACAGCUCCUUUCCUUUUAUAAAGAACAAGACUUCAUUUGGAAUUUUUAUCGACAUGAUUUAGGUUUUUCUUUAAAAAUGGAAUAGCAAACAUAGAACAGGGUAACGUUUGGUGCUCUCGUAUGCCAAAUAUUCAUAAGUUAUAUUGAAGUGGAGAAAAUUUUCAGUGCUGCAAGAUUAAGGCGUAAUUAGCUAGGUAAACAAAUAUAAGUACUUGUGAAAUGAUAAACCUUUUACUAUAAAUUGAAAAAAAAAACACUGUGGAUUUUUUUUGUAUGUAACUUUCAGCACUGGCCUCUUCUAGUUUCACGCCAUGAUUUCAUAGGCUCCAUAGCGAUGACGUCGAGUCUAAGGCUGCUUUGGCAGGGAACUAACAAAUUUUUCCUACCCAAAUUCCUCAUCAAUUGAACCCUCAUUUAUUGCCUUCGAAUAAAACCUUUAAAACACAAAAAAAA
Molecule: messenger RNA, 2128 nt
Organism: Nematostella vectensis (starlet sea anemone)
Lineage: Eukaryota; Metazoa; Cnidaria; Anthozoa; Actiniaria; Edwardsiidae
Product: 2,3-bisphosphoglycerate-independent phosphoglycerate mutase
Exons: 12
Coding region: 91-1638 (515 amino acids)
Biological process (GO): glucose catabolic process
Cellular component (GO): cytoplasm
Molecular function (GO): manganese ion binding
Source: RefSeq, a predicted model, not a curated record